AUGGUGGCUCGGUCUACUGGAAACUGCAUAAGGGUACGCCCAGGUCAUCUCUUGUGCUUGUGGUUUUUGAAACAGAACAAUGAUGAUUCGGGUUUCAGUACACAGCUCUUUCAUGAAGAUCAAUUUCAGAGCAUGCAUAAAAUAGGUGCUCUAAGCACAGAACAUUCGAGUAGUGCUUCCCUUCGGUUCAUGCAUUCUAGACCAUAUGAACUAGUCUGCUGUGGUGAAAUCAAUUGUCCAUUAUUCAGUACACUUGACCUUUGCAUGGAUAAAAAUUCACUCAAUAUUUUUAUGCUGCCUUGUGAGACUUUGCUGGACACGGGAUGUCGCUAUCACAUGGUGCAUGGUGAAAUAGAUCCAAAAAUGUUGCAACCAUCAUGUAUUCAUUGUGAUCAGUCAACAGGUUACUUUGAGAGUGGCUCUGCUCGAGCAUAUCUGAAAUUGGAUGAAACUUAUGCUGCUGUUGUUCACGAGUGCGCGCAGAGAACUUCUCAAGACUGGGGUAUGCUACUCUCUUUCAAUCAGAGACCACCUGGUGUGUAUUUUGGACUAAUGGCAAAUCUGCGUACUCCUGCUCUAUCUGUAGAUGCUUCAUUGCAGCCGUCGGUGAUUCCCACUUAUGCAAGCAUACAGAUUGGUAACACUCAAUGCAAGUGCGUGUGCACUACCCCAGGCUUAUUUGGCAAAUGGUUAGAGAAGUCUGGGAGCAGUAAAAACAGCAAGGUUGUCUGGCAAACAUCUAUGGAAUAUUUUUGGAGAAUGUGUGCUAAUCAGGCCCUAAAUAUGCCAUUUCUAAUUAGCCUCAUGAGUAACUCAUGCUCAGCUGGAGGGAUCAUAUUCACCUCAUGUGAUCCUUUUAAUUCUUUGAGAAAUGGUGACCAGCUUAACAGUCGGGAGAGCACCACGGCUACUUAUACGUUGGCAUUAACCACUUCCAUUCAGUUCAUGUCCUCUGUGGGAGUUGAGCGCUCGCAUUCAUCUAGUGAUCAAGGUGCAGGCAAAGGUACUGACAAGAAAAAAAAAUCUGCUGACUGCUCCGUAUGAUGUGUGGCCUACAAGAUGUCUGAAGUUUGUCACUGAAGGACCAUCUGAGAGUUGGCGAGUUUUUCGGCUGAAACCUGCCCGGCAUCAUUAUGACCUGGACUGCACUAUUAGAAAGCUCCUGGUUGUUGCAAGAAUAUCGACUAGAAGUGUUCAGUUUACUUUCAUGGAAGCAACGACAUGGACUUGCUCUGAAGUGUUGCACUGCAAAAAUGGCCAACUAGACUUACUCUGUUACAAAAAGGUGCGACACAGUUUUGAUGCAAAAAUGCUCCAAGGCCAAGAAAUGGCGUUAUGCACUAGAACUGGAGAUUUGUUGCUCCUUCCGAAUCAAAGAUGGCACUAUUUAUGCUGUGAUUGCUCCUGUGAUCUUACCAAUGCUUCGGUCAUUUUGUGGGUCGACUACCCUGCCGAUGAAGUGCAAAAGUCAGUGGAUCCCAGGAGCAUCACCAUGACUUCUUCUGACCUUCAGCCGCAAAAGAUUCUACUGGUGCUAGUAAUCAGCAAGAGAGCGCCGGCCAUGAGUGGUACAACGUCAUUUACAUGGUACAAUAAAGAUCAUUUUCAAGAAGGGAGGGGUGUCAUUGCCGUCGCCAUCGUCUCCGCGCAAGGCUUCGUCAGCCAUAGGACCUACUUCGGCUUCGACUGUGACGGCUACUUCUCCGUCGCCUUCUUCACCAAGGUUUUCAACAACCACAGCAACUACUUCAACCGGGUCUCAGUCGGCCAUGACUACUACUACCCCAGCUCCAACUGCUUCUCCAAGCUCCUUCAAGUCCAACCCAACUAUGGCUGCUACCGCGACAACCACCAUGGCGACCCCGGCACGAUCAAGGAUCUUCAAGUUCCAUGGGAUCCUGGUGAACUCUUCGUGCUAGCAGCUUGGGGGCAAGCCGCAUUUCAAGAAGGGAAGGAUGUCAGGGGCCUUAUAUCUCCUCCAUGUCAUGUGGGCUGGUCCUUUGGGCCUCCGGGUGGGGCCUGGCCCAUGUCACGAUCAGGGGCAGCUAACUACAAGUAUACUGCAGGAGGCUACGAGGAGAUCAUCCAGUGGAUCAACGAACCGGCGGCGGCGGCUACCUCUCUCCCCUAUCUCCCUCCUUUUCCUUUCCUCCAGUUCAUGUGUUCUUCCUCCAUUAGUGUAACCAUUCCUCUGUAAUCACCAUCAUGUACUGAACCUUGUGUUGGAGUGAGAUUAAUCUAGAGGGAGAUCGCUACUCUUACACUGAAACCAAACAUUGGUUAGAUGUUC
Messenger RNA from Aegilops tauschii subsp. strangulata, 2290 nucleotides. NCBI's taxonomy places the organism in Eukaryota, Viridiplantae, Streptophyta, Magnoliopsida, Poales, Poaceae. The record is from RefSeq and is a predicted model, not a curated record.